AUGAUCACUCGCACUCGGUCUCUAGCUCGGAGCGCUCAUUCGGACGAGCAAGUUCCUGCGCCUCGCCGAUCACGCCUGGACAGUCUGGUAAGUUCUGCCAUAAAGCGGCCGGGCAGCACCCCACCUUCCAGCUAUGCACCGUCCAGCUACUCGCAUGGUCAACACGAGGACGACUCGUACCCCAAUAUAUCUGUCUUCAGACAGUCGGGUCAGAUGGAAGUACACGUCCGGAGCCCUUCUGUCAAGAUGACGCGACCGCCAGGGCAUGAAGUACCGCGAUCCUUGCCCGUGUUCGACGUACACAACAAGAUACGGGGCACAGUCCUCCUGGACACAUCCUUAUCUGCCAGACCAGGGCGACUGUACAUUUCGAUGGAGGGUACUUUUGUCCAUAUUACCCCGCGGGCACCAGCAUCUCAGUUGCUUGGGAUGCCGGGUCCCUCUGGGAUGCAUCGACAUGUAUUCUUCUUUUCGACACAGACGCUGCCGCUUGACAAGACAAUCGGACCGCGUCGAUCCAAUUCAUCGCUUCGCGACGCCAUCGCCGCUAGUGUUCGACCUCGGCGAGAGCGUCGGCCGAGUCAGUCAGGCAUUGGGGGGACUCUCCUCCCCUUUCCCUUUUCCUUUGAGGCACCACCUCCAAUCAGACCAGGAGAGGAACUACCUCCUACGUUUUGCACAACGGUUGAAGGCUUGGCGGGCACACGAGCACGAGCAUUUGUUGAACGGUCUGAGAUAGUGUACAAACUUAUAGCGACCUGGGAGAGCAGCGCCGGGGAUGACCGCCUGGUAGUUGAAGCCCCAAUAAUUUUUGCUCCUGAGACGGACUUCGAAUCGCUAGAUGGCCGUUCUCUCGAGCCUGAAUCAUGGGUUGAGAUACCUCUUCGCUCCGAGCGACCUAUACCUUUCAGUUGUGCGGUAGCAAUCCCGGACGUUCCAUCAUUCCCCCGCUCUGCCUCUGUUCCAUACUACGUCGUUUUCACUACCUCACCACGUUCUCCGACCCUCGCACGUGAAAUAGUGCUCGACGCGACCAUUGCCGUCUCUGUCCAUCGUCAAAUCAACAUCGACACUUCACCUGCUUCGCCCUCCACCCCCUCACUCGCCUCACCCACCUCACCGCUCUCCUCGUCAUCUUCAAGCUCGGGAAGUGAUUUUGACUCCCCAUCGUCGUUCAUUCUCUCGCACAAGACAAAGCUCAUGAAGCGCAUGGUCCGCAGCGCGCCGCCGAUCAUCUCCCGCAAACAGCAGCUCAAGUUGACUGCCCCAGUCCCGCCCCUUCCGCCAUUCGUGGACGCUGCGGGGCGCGGCGGCACGGAGGGAUACUCUGAGACACGCACACUGUUCACGGACGUCUACGCCGGAUUUCCGAAACGACCACGCAUUCGUAUGAACCCCGGCCAACAGCACCCGUCCAUGACGGCCCUUACGCUACUCCCCGAUGGGCUAUACAAGUCAAAGGUGCAACUCAACAAAAACAUGGUACCCUCCAUUGGAUGGACAGAUCUCAGCGUAAAGUAUUAUCUGGAGAUCUCGGUGUUGUUUGGGCAAGAUGAGUCCCGGGCGAGGAUACCUAUUCGGAUUGUUUAA
Fibroporia radiculosa is the source of this 1590-nucleotide messenger RNA. RefSeq lists its product as uncharacterized. The record is from RefSeq and is a predicted model, not a curated record. NCBI's taxonomy places the organism in Eukaryota, Fungi, Basidiomycota, Agaricomycetes, Polyporales, Fibroporiaceae. The transcript is spliced from 6 exons. Bases 1 to 1590 code for a protein of 529 amino acids.